AUGGCUGAACGAUCAUCAUCCUCUUCCUUCAGUUAUAAAUUCACCUAUGAUGUUUUCCUCAGUUUCAAAGGCUCUGAUACUCGCCUCGGUUUUACUGGGCAUCUUUGGAAAGCUCUUCAUGACAAGGGAAUCCACACCUUCAUUGAUGACCGGGAGCUUCAAAGAGGAGAUGAAAUAACAGCAUCACUUGUCAAGGCAAUUCAAGAGUCAAGGAUUGCCAUUCCUGUCUUCUCUAAGGAUUAUGCAUCUUCUUCUUUUUGUUUAGAUGAACUUGUCAACAUCAUUGAACGUGUUAAGGCAAAGGGUCGGUUGGUUUUGCCAAUUUUUUAUGACGUUGAUCCUUCCCACUUGCGACAUCAAAUGGGUAUUUAUGGAGAAGCAUUGGCUAAGCAUGAAGCAAGGUUCGCAAAUGAUGUAGAAAAUUUGAAUGAUAACAUGGAUAGGUUGCGCAAAUGGAAGAUGGCUCUCAACCAAGCAGCUAGUUUGUCUGGCCACCAUUUCAAACAUGGGCAUGAAUAUGAACAUGUAUUUAUUGGGAGGAUAGUGAAAGUGGUCUCCAACAAGAUUAAUCGUGCUCCUUUACAUGUAGCAGAUUAUCCUGUUGGAUUGGAGUCUCGAGUGCAAGAAGUAAAAUCACUUCUGGAAUUUGGAUCUGAUGGUGGAGUUCACAUGGUAGGAAUUUAUGGAAUUGGAGGAAUUGGAAAAACAACACUUGCUCGAGCGCUUUAUAAUUCCAUUGCUGAUCUUUUUGAAGGUCUAUGUUUUCUCGGUGAUGUGAGAGAAAAUUCAACUAAAGGUGGAUUAGUACAUCUCCAAGAAAUGUUUCUUUCUGAAACGGUUGGAGAAAAAGAUAUUAAGAUAGCAGAUGUCGGUAAAGGAAUUUCAAUGAUAAUCCAUAGGCUCCGGCAAAAAAAGGUUCUCUUAGUUCUUGAUGAUGUUGACAAACCAGAACAAUUGCGAGCAAUUAUUGGUAGGCCAAAUUGGUUUGGUUCUGGAAGCAGAGUCAUCAUAACAACUCGGGAUAAACAUUUGCUAACAAGGCAUGGGGUUGAGCGAAAAUAUGAGGUAGAUGAUUUAAAUGACAAAGAAGCACUUGAAUUACUUAGGUGGACUGCUUUUAAGGGUGGAAAUUUUAAUUCAAAUUACAUUGACAUCUUAAAUCAAACAAUAGCUUAUGCUUCUGGCCUUCCACUUGCUUUGGAAGUAAUAGGCUCCAACUUAUUUGGAAAGAGUGUAGAAGAAUGGAAAUAUGCAUUAGAUAGAUAUGAAAGGAUUCCUUAUAAAGAGAUGCAAAAUAUACUUAAAGUGAGCUUUGAUGCUUUGGAGGAAGAAGAGAAAAAUGUUUUUCUUGACAUUGCUUGCUGCUUCAAAUGGUAUCCAUUGGCAGAGGUUGAACAUUUACUUCAUGCACACCAUGGUGAUAGCAUGAAACAUCACAUUGAGUUGUUGGUUGAAAAGUCUCUCAUUAAAAUUAGUCCGUCUCAUGCUGUCAUGUUACAUAGCUUGAUAGAAGACAUGGGUAAAGAAAUUGUACGACAAGAAUCAUUAGAAGAGCCUGGAAAACGCAGUAGAUUAUGGUUCCCUAAAGAUAUUGUUCAAGUUUUACAAGACAAUACAGGAACUAAUAAAGUUGAAAUCAUAUAUCUAGAUUUUCCCUUAUUCGAAGAAGAAGCAAAUGUAAAAUGGGAUGGAGAAGCCUUCAAGAAGAUGGAAAAUCUUAAAACACUUAUAAUUAAAAGAGGUAGCUUUUGCGAAGGUCCUAGACAGUUUCCAAAUAGUUUAAGAGUACUAGAAUGGGUGAAAUACCCUUCAAAGUAUUUACCACAUGAUUUUCAACCUAAGAAACUAGUCAUAUGCAAGUUACCUAAUACAUGGAUUACAUCACUCGAGUUGGUUGGCUUAUUGAAGAAGGCAAGUAAAUUCAUGAAUAUCAGAGUUCUGGAUAUUAGCUUGUCUGAGUGUUUAACAGAUAUACCUGAUGUAUCUGGUCUCCCAAAUUUAGAAGAAUUUUCAUUUAGACGUUGUUAUAAUUUGAUUAAAGUCGAUGAUUCAAUUGGGUUCCUAGAUAAACUUAGAAUCCUGAAUGCUUCUAGUUGCAUCAAGCUCAUUAGUUUUCCACCCAUCAAGUUGACCUCCCUUGAAAGUCUUCAACUCUCAUAUUGCUUUAGUCUGCAGAGUUUUCCAGAAAUAUUAGGAAAAAUGGAAAAGAUAACAGAGCUUACAAUUUCUAAUGUUCCCUUGAAAGGGUUGCCAUUUUCGUUUCGAAAUCUUACUCGGCUUCAAAAAUUAAAUAUUAGUGACUGUGCAAUGUCAUUUUGCUUACCGAGUAGCAUUGUCAUGAUGCAAGAAUUAGCUGUGAUCACCGUGGAGAAUAUGUGGCUAUUGGCGAACCUGCAUGAGGGAGAAGAAAAAGUGAGCACAAUGGUGUCAUCAAACGCAGAUCAUCUUCAAAUGAUUAACUGCUAUGUGUCAGAUGAAUUUUUUUCUACAUGUCUAACAUGGUUUACUAAUGUGAAAACGUUAGAGCUGAUUGGGAUUCAUACUUUCACAUUUGUUCCUGAAAGCAUUAAAGAAUGUCGCUUUUUGAAAAGGCUUAAAUUGGAUGUUUGUAAUCAAGGUAGUUAAAAUCCCGAUUUGAAUCUUAAAAUCUUACGAUUUUACGAUUUUGGAAGUCUCACCGAUUUAAAUCGUGGAUAAAAUCCUAAUUGAGUAAAAUCCUUGUAAAAUUCCGAUUUGAAUCAUAAAAUCCCUCAAAUUGUGGGAUUUUACGAUUUCACUUCGAUUUUGAAAAUUUCUAGCGAAGUCUAUUUUGUUGAACCCUAUCGUACGCCUCUUUCAUAUAUCUCCUUUUUAUGGAAUCUAAUUUGCCUCUAGCAGCUUUAAACCCUAACAUUGUUGUCAACAUUCAACAGUCCUCCUAGUGCGUGCAACCUGGUCUGCAACUAAAUCUAUUGUUGUUGUUCUUGCAUCUUUUCUAUUCUGGUCUAUUUUUUAUUCAUGUAAAUGCAUUACAUUCUUAUGGAAUAAAUUAUGAUUUGUGAGUGCUACGUUGUUUAAAUACUUUUACUGAUUUGAAGCUUUUUUCCCUUAAUUUAUGAUAUUUUAUAUGAAUAAUAUGAAUUUAUAUCAUAUAUAUGAAUUUUAUAAAAUCUUACGAUUCAAUUUACGAUUUUACGAUUUACGAUUUUCACUCUCCUUUACGAUUUAAAGUAAAAUCCCGAUUUUAACUACCUUGUUUGUAAUCAUCUUGAAGAUAUUAGGGGGAUUCCACCAAACUUGUCAAGUUUCUGCGCAUUAGACUCUUUGUCCUUGACUUACUCGUCUAGAAGGAUGUUACGAAAUCAGGUUUUUCUUUUUAAUAUUUGAUUUGAUAACUGAUAUUUUGAUAGUGUACUUAAUGGUUCUGCUAAUAUGAAUUAUAUAUGGCAAACAGGAACUGCAUGAUGUUGGAAACACCUUCUUUUGCUUGCCUGGAGCAAGGAUUCCACAGUGGUUUGAGCAUCAAAGCAUGGCACCAUUAAUAUCUUUCUGGUUUCGUAACAAGUUUCCUGUGAUGGCUCUUUGUUUUGUAAUUGAACCAAUGGAUAUAGACCAUGAUAUAUUUAUACCCAUCGUGAUCGUCAAUGAAGAGAUAAUGAGUAUAGAGCAAUCACAUGAAAGUUGCUUUAACUUUGUCUGCCCAAGAUUUACUGAUCAUGUAGUUAUUUUGGGUACAAGAUACAUGAAUUUUGUAGACAAUCUGGAUGAAGUACUUUCAGAAAAUAACUGGAAUCAUGUGUUGGUUUCUAUUGGUAUGAAAUCUAAUCAUAUCCCAGCAGAAAUUUUUAUAAAGAAAACUGGAUACCAUGUAUUUGAACAAGAAAGUUGCAUGGAAGAUAUCAGAUUCACCAAUCCAGCGUUGAUGAAAGGAAAGCAUAGAUUGGUGGACAUGGAAGAUUCCCAUAGACAAUAUAUGCAGCACCAAACAAAUUGGGAUUCAGUGGCUUUGUUAGAACCACAUGUGGGGAAGGGCAGCGGGUGGCUAUCAAUUGUUCUACCUCCAGCAGUAAAAAAUAACGAGAAUUGGGAUUCAAAUUUGACAGUAUCGUCCCAGCAAACACAUUUGGCUCAAAUGGCUUUAUUGGAACAACAUCCACAGGGAAGAGAGUGGCUUUCAUUGCAUCCGCCUACAACAUUCAUUGAUGAUGUCCAAGGUAAGUUUGUUUAUGCUGAUUUUUUGACAAAACUUAUGUUCAAUUCUUUCGGUACUAUUUUUCAAUCAAAAUUAAAGCUUCAUUUCGGUAGAAGGUGACCUUCUAGUGCUGUCACAGUUUAAUGAGGUGAAAAUCUAAUUUUAAUUAGAAAUAGCAUUCUGUUAUAUAGGAACAUAUUUGAUAAAUAUUGAUAACUUUCAGAUAGAGUAUUAAAAAAGAAAAAUUCAUUUGAUAAUAAACUAUUGGUUGUAAGUCAUCUCUGGAAAUGAAUCAACAAUUCGAAAUGAAGCUUUAGCUUUUUGCUCAAAGUUCCUUCAAAUCCCAAAACCUCUGCUUUCCCUUGCCAUUCUUAUUUGUUAGCAGGGCGUGGAUAUUUGUGUUACCUUACAUGACCCUAUGAUUCAAUAAAUGAAGCUUGUGCUUUUCUUAGAAACAGAACCAAACCUUUAACCAAUUUGGAUGGCCCCUACUAGUUCCUUCAACUCUAGUUGAAUAACAUGUUUAGGAACACCUGAUCAAUUCUAGUCCUAAAAGGAUCAUAGAAAGUAUAAAAGACUUCUGAUUGACUCAUCUCAAACUCAAUCACAUAUAAAAUAUAGUUCAACACCUUCAAAUUUUCAAAUUCGGUUUUACUAUUUCAUUAGCACUAGAAUUCACUCUUUUUACACCUUUUGCUCAUUGCUGUUUUUGGUUCACGACCUUUUUUUCUGAGACUGUAGGAGCACAAAUAGAAAAUCAACAAGUAUAGGCUCAACAUAUGUCGAAAAUAUGCACAUCAAGAACUCACUAAUUUCAAGAAAUAUUGUAUAAUUUAAUAUGACUCUUCAUACCUAAAUCAAAACAUUCAAGAAGGAAAUGUUUUAAAACAAUCAAGCAGCUUUUCAUCAGAAAUAAUACUUCUCCUUCGUCGGAGACUUGUUGGCAUCAAAGCCAUGACCUAAACACAAAGGAUUCAAGAGACAUUUCCCAAAGGUCCCUACACUACCUAAUGCGUCCUUUGGCAAGGCUGAUGGGUACCUAAAUCCUUCAAGCAAAAAAGAGUAACAUUUACUGGAUAGUAACCUAAAUAACUGUUAUGACAUGCUAAAAAAGAAACAAGAAAAACUCAAAUGUUGAAACUUCCUCACGUUAGUUAUUUCACUGUUAUUUGCAUUUCAAAUUUGACAUCUCCAUUAUGUUCAGAACUCAUACUUGUUUCAUUUUAGUAUUAAUGAACCUUCCAAAAGAAGAGGAGGACAACUGGAAGUUAGAAGAACCUCCUAAGAAGAAGUCAAAAGUUUCAACCUCCACAAGUGCAGCAUCCAAUGAACUCACCAAACCAUCAACAUCAAAGGUAUCUUCCAAAACUUUCUUCUAAGUUACGAUAACUGAAUUUUCAUAUCCUGAAUUUCUUUUCAUUACAUCCCAGCACCAUAAAAUCAAUAAGAGCAAAAUUGUAAAAAUGUAGAAACUUUUGUUUACAUCAAUCCCUUUACACACAACAUUUUGAUUUGAUAUCUUAUUACAUUUCUAUUUAUCAGGGACAUGAUAUUGAAAAAAUUAUUGUCGAAGCUGUCCCUUCGGAUGAGGAUGGCCUAGUUAUCUAUAAGAGAAAAGCAGCAACUGAAGAACAGACUUCAAGCACCAAUCAGUCUGCUCCUAUGGAAGCUAAUAUUGCUCAUGGUUUGACUGCAGUUGCUGCAGAUAUAAUGGCUACAUCUCCUCAACAAAAUCUUCUAGAGACAACUCCAAGUUACAAUGAAAGAGAUGCUCAACAAGUGAAGGCUCUAUCUACCUACCUACCUCCUGAACCCAACCAAGUU
Molecule: messenger RNA, 5995 nt
Organism: Abrus precatorius (Indian licorice)
Lineage: Eukaryota; Viridiplantae; Streptophyta; Magnoliopsida; Fabales; Fabaceae
Product: TMV resistance protein N-like
Exons: 4
Coding region: 1-2625 (874 amino acids)
Biological process (GO): signal transduction; defense response
Molecular function (GO): ATP hydrolysis activity; ADP binding
Source: RefSeq, a predicted model, not a curated record